GGCAGGGGUAUAAAGUCUGUAUGCUAGUACAAUCAAGGUUAGAAUGGGUCCAAGACUGGAGUGGGUCCAGGGCUGUAGCCCCAGCUCAGAGUGACGGUCCUCAGGUAUUUCCUCCUAAGACAGCCAGGGUUGGAGUGGACCCAGAGGAGUGUUGGAGCUGCAAGUCAGAGCGGUGUAUUUCAGAACAGACAGGGAAAAACCAUCCAGGGCUUUAUUACAUCUACAACACAGGAGGGUGGAUGAAGGGAGGUGUUGCCCUUCUUUGACCACUGUGUGUUCCAGGCAAGCUAUCCAGGGCUACAGUGGAUCUACAGCACCUGUUUCCUGUACAUCCAGGACUGGCGGAGAGGAGAACUGGAUCUGCCUACACUAUAAUUGAUUGGAUUUACAUAAUGCUUUUCAGUGUGCAAAGCGCUUUACAUGCCGCUGUAGGCUACACCAGGCAGCUCUCCUUCUUCCCCGAGACGCCAGCGGUCAGAGUGCUGUAUGUCAGGACAUCCAGAAGAAGAGUGGAUCCAGUGCUAUAUCUGAUCUAAAACCAAGGAAGAGCAUGGAGGUUUGGAUGAGACCGCUGUGUUCCUAGACCGCUGUGUUCCUAGACCGCUGUGUUCCUAGACCUCUGUGCUCCUAGACAGCUGUGUUCCUAGACCGCUGUGUUCCUAGACCGCUGUGUUCCUAGACCGCUGUGUUCCUAGACUGCUGUGUUCCACUGUAUUAGAAUCCUCUUGACUUUCUGAGAGGAACACGGCCAUUAUGACGGAGUGGACGCUCCUCAAACGUCUCCUGGACGCCGUCCACCAGCACUCCACCAUGAUUGGACGCCUCUGGCUCACCGUCAUGGUGAUCUUUCGCCUCCUCAUCAUUGCCGUGGCGACUGAGGACGUGUACGCCGAUGAGCAGGAGAUGUUUGUGUGCAACACCCUGCAGCCAGGCUGCGCCACAGUCUGCUAUGAUGCCUUCGCGCCCAUCUCACAGCCGCGCUUCUGGGUCUUCCACAUCAUCAGCGUCUCGACUCCGUCUCUCUGUUUUAUCAUAUAUACGUGGCAUAAUCUGUCGAAGCUGCCGCAGGGACACAGCGGGCAGGGCCAGGGGGUUAACCCAAGGGACUUGCCUCGAGACGGGGGGAAGGAUGGAGGUCGAGAGGCAUUCAACCGGAGCUGUGACUCGGAUAGCUGCUCCAUCCGUUCACACCGGCACUUAGGUCACAGCUUGGCCAAUGUCUUGGAGGGAAUCACUGCCCAGAGUCAGAGCCUCCUAAAGGGAGCUGCCACCACUACAGCCACCACCGCCACGUCUCUAACCCAGGCCAGGGCUCGCGUCUACAGAAAUAGCCACUACGAUGCACCAGGGGGUCCUGGAGGUGGAGGAGGAACCGGAGGCGUCCUCUCCAAGUACUACGUGUUCCAUGUGUGUUUCCGGGCGCUGCUGGAGGUGGGCUUUGUCAUGGCCCAGUGGUUCCUCUUCGGCUUCCGAGUGCCCGUCCACCUUUUGUGCAAGGCCCCACCCUGCACGCAGCCCGUGGACUGCUACGUGUCACGGCCCACAGAGAAAACCAUCUUCCUCCUCUUCAUGUUCUGCGUGGGGCUCUUCUGCAUCCUCCUCAACCUUCUGGAGCUUAAUCAUCUAGGAUGGAAGAAGAUCAGACACUCAGUGAGGCUCAGGGAGGGAGGAUCAUGGGGGAAUUAUGGGGUAGAGAAAGGGGGGCAGGAAACCUUUGAGACUUUCUCUCCCGACAGCCCCUCACAGUUGUCGUCUCUGGGCCUUAGGGAUGUCACCAGUACGAAGUUGCUACCGAACUUGGAUCUGGUAGUCGACCACCGGCCUGACUGGACCUGUGCUGGGAACUGUUCCCCAUUUAAUAAGGAUGCUGAUGCUGGUAUAGAGACAGAGCUGCAGCUUCCCAACAACCAGGAGCUCCAGAGAGGAGAGACACAGCUUCUGAAGAGCAAAGGGAAGGGCUGGAAAUCCAAGCUGCGCAGUACGGAGGUCUGGAUAUGAAGGAAAGA
Messenger RNA from Oncorhynchus kisutch (coho salmon), 2006 nucleotides. RefSeq names its product gap junction delta-2 protein-like. The transcript has a single exon. Lineage: Eukaryota; Metazoa; Chordata; Actinopteri; Salmoniformes; Salmonidae. Gene Ontology annotation, biological process: cell-cell signaling. Gene Ontology annotation, cellular component: connexin complex. Gene Ontology annotation, molecular function: gap junction channel activity. The coding region runs from base 754 to 1998 and encodes 414 amino acids. The record is from RefSeq and is a predicted model, not a curated record.